Messenger RNA from Triplophysa dalaica, 5067 nucleotides. It is a transcript of the gene topaz1, whose product is annotated as testis and ovary specific TOPAZ 1. NCBI's taxonomy places the organism in Eukaryota, Metazoa, Chordata, Actinopteri, Cypriniformes, Nemacheilidae. Gene Ontology annotation, biological process: spermatocyte division; spermatid development. The record is from RefSeq and is a predicted model, not a curated record. The transcript has 20 exons. The coding region runs from base 228 to 4661 and encodes 1477 amino acids.
UAAGUGACAUUAGUGACAGUAAAGUUGAAAUUGCUGAGACUCGAGGUCCCCGCACGAGGAGCCAGUGGGCGUCUCACGGCAAAGUGUUGAAAAGAUUGUGUGAUCAUAAAAAGCAAAUCUGCUAUCGUUUGAGAUUAGCUUUGUGUUUCGCCGAGAAAAAACAGCGAAACUGCGUUAGACGAGCGACGCACGCGCAGAACGACUCGCGAUGCAGCGCGCUGUCCUACAUGAACAAUAACGUGUCUGUGAAAUCCGGUAGUAUUUCAAUUAAGUCUACAGAGCCGCGCGGUGAAACUGCUGAGCAAACGUCACCUGCACGGCAGGUAAGAGAAGUAGAUCCAAGAUAUGUUGGACAUACUGGCGGUGCGGAUAUUUUGGGGCAGAAACCUCAUCGUCGGGGUCCGGGAAGACCGAAAAAAGUUUGCAUUCAUGGUUUUGGUGAGUCCGGCGCACAGGUAAAAACGACCAUCAAGACGGAGGUCCGGAGAGCUCAAACUUCUCGUGCAAGUCAAAGCAGAUGCAAUUUGUCUGGACGAACACCAAAUAGCAGCUCAAGAGUUGAGCUGAGGAGAUGUCUUAGGUCAGGCUCGAGGAAGGACCUAAAACGAUUGGUGAAAAAUUCGUGCUGUGCUUUGUGUGGUGAUGUAAAAUACAGCCCUCCCCCUAGUAAGAAUAUGGCCCAUUUACUCGCUAACAGGCCACGAGUCGGCUGCCCCGGUCUGACUGCACGGCGGAAACGCGCUGGUCACAUUUCAAAGCCCCUUCUACCCCCCACCGCACCGAAUUUCCAGUUCGAGAAAUACCCCAUGUUGAAACUGUGUGACGUAGCCCGAGUGUUUGCGAUAACAUCCCGUGAUUUCUCAUGCGUCUUGCCGGAGUUACUAACACUAAAAAGGCACAAAACAGUUCAGUGCCUAAAGAAAGAAUUCGGGUUUCUGAUGCAUCCUCAUCGCUGUGGUGUCAAGAAGCUUAGGAGUAAGAUUGACAACCAGUCCUGGGAAGUUUCCACUCCAACCAAUAGCUGUACUUCUUUCUCAUCAGGUGAUCCGCCGUCGGGAGGUACAGGCUGCAAGUGUGUUUCAGAGACGGUAGAGGAUGGAUUUGUCAGGGAUUGUGAUGUCUAUCCAGACGGCAAGAGGAUACAGGUUGAUCGUGUGGCCGAUGGAGCUACUCCUAGCGUUUGUAAUGGUGACGCAGAAAAUACAUUUCUGAUGAAGAACGUCCCUGAAAUUUGCGAAGGUACGACCAGCCUGGAGCUUCGGGUACCUCCAAUAAUACUCCGAAGAGUUCCUGCAGUGAAUGGUUGUGGUUUCAGAAGUGAGGCUGAAAGUGAGAACGGCGGUCUCUCUCUGGAUGAGGGGGAGGAGGACAAUGAAACAAAUGACGAUUUGGGGGCUGAACUGAACUUGCUUGAGAGUUUCUCCUGCCAGAGAACACAAGCUUACGCGUUUUUCUAUCAGUCGUCUUGUGCUCGCGUCUGCAAAACGUGGCCCUUUCCCAGAUCGGGCCCUCCGGAUGAACUGAGAUCAUUGCUUAGCGGACACCGCUGGAUUGUGACCUCAUCAUUCCCAGUUACGCCAACUACUUCUACAUGCAUACCUGAAAAGGGUGUUCAAGACACACCUUGCAUAGAAGCACUGGAGGCGCAAGCAGUUUCUUCUGUGUCAGGUGAGAAGCUUGAGUCACAACGAAGUGUGCAGAGAGCUUUUGAGGAUUCCAGUCAUGUUCCUGAGUUCUCAGCAUUUGAAAAAAACAAUCAGGUUGACAAAGAAGAAUUUACUCAUGUAUUCAAUUCAGAGGGGAGAAGUCCUAAAUCCCAACGUAUAGAAAAUCAUUGCAUUCUCGGUACGCCUGGUCAGAAAGCCAUCUCAUUCGAGUGUGAAAAUCAGCUUGUUGUUUCAGUCCUCGCAACAGAAGAUUCAACCUCACCAUCCAGAUGUAUUUUAAAUUCCAAAUGUACCCCAUUCACUACCUGUCCUGUCAGCCAAACCCCAUUGGUUGAAAAUCAAGUGGAGCCCAAAAUUGGUGCUGGUGCUCUUUACAACCCAGAUUCACUUUCUGAACUUUGUCUUAAAGUGGAAACUCUGAAAGCACAGUGCCUGUCCUCAUCCACGUCCCCUUCCGCAGCAGUACAGGUUACUCAAAAACCUGUCUCGCGUACGCUCAACAGUAAGCCGCCCUAUUCUGGAAAGAGGAAACGUAGAAGAGGGUUUGACAGCUCUACGGUCACAAAUUCAUCGUCUUCUGCGGAUGAAAAUGAACGAGACGGUAAGCCGUCUUCAGAUGAGGAACAUGUGGAACAUGAUGAACCAGGGGGCUUGCGGUUAAAUGAUGAUGUCACAAGUCACAUUAAAGAUAGAGGGGUCAACCCGUCACAAUCUGUAAAGGAUUGUAUGGUUCCCGAAGGCUUUCUGGAUGUUUCUCGAGCGUAUGAAGAAGAUGUACUUAUUCUGGAUGUGAUUCAGGACGAUCCAGAUUUGUUUGGAGCUGUGGUUGCUGGUGAAACCGUAAAUAAACGGGGAACAAUGGCAAACCAUGAGGAGACUAAUACAAAAUUUCAAACUGGGAAUCACUGCAAGAUUGUGUGGGACUUGGAUACAGACAGUUGCGGCAAAUCUGCACCAGACUUGAAACUUGAAAACAUGAAAGAUGAUCGUCCUCGGACAGUAAAAGAGAUGGAGAGUAAUAAAGCUCAACCUUCUAAGGGCCUUCAGUUCACAUCUGCUUUAAAGUCUGAGACUGCCGUAGACUUGAAUAACAAUCAGGAGAUCAAAAAUGCGAAUGUGUACAGCAUUAAGGUGAUGAACUCAAGAACGUCAAUGCUUGUAAUGGACACAAACAGUUUCGGAUAUGGUAAUACUGCAAAAGACUCCUGUGCUUCAAGAUCUUCAAAUCAUUAUUGUUGGUUCUACUUUGAUGAACACAACUUCUGCCAGCGACAUUGUUGUCGAUUCUCACACAUACCAAGGGAUGGAGAUGAAACGUUCUGUAUGGAGAGAAUACAGAGGUUCUGUUUAGUGGGUAACCCUAAUACUGUGCUGCGAGCAGUGGAGGUGUUUCUGGAAUAUUACAGCAAGUGUUCCCCCGGAGUGAGUUUUAGUCAGGAGAUUGUCGACUCUCUGCUCUUUUGUCUUCUUAAUCUGGGCUUCCUGAGGAAGUUUGUGGACAUCAUCAACCUGCUUCUCACGCACAAGAGUCUACCUUCUCCUGAGAUUGUGUUAGCUGCUUAUAAACAUGUGAGGGAUAGAGGCCUGAUGGACUCUAUAUCUGAGCUCAUUCUACUCACCUCCAAGAUUGUUGAGGCUGGAUGUGUGUUUGGUGUUGAUCAGUGUGAAGUCAUGCAGAGUCACCUGGAAAUGAUGCAGGUUCCAAGACAACAGAUGGACAUUUUCCUUGCUGUUAAAUGCAGGGCUCUGGCCACUAACCCUCACACUGCAGAGCUGUCUGAUCUGGCCCAAGCUGUUGUCAGGGUAGAGAUGUUGAAGCAUUGGGAGGACUGGUCUGGCAUGGCACACGUGUUCUGUGAUGUUUGUGCAGGUCCACACAGUACCAGCGAACUUCACAGGUUCUACUGCUGUGUUACUAUGGCAUUGUUAAAAGAGCCCAAAGACAAACUUACUCUCCCGUACGAGCCGUUUGCCGAAUCAGUAUGUCAGCAAGUCCCAUCCGACGAUAUGGUGAAAAUCACCCUGGGAAGAAUCGGAGUCUCACUGAUUUUUAGGUACCACGGGACACGAGAAUGGAAUAAGGGGGUAAAGCUGGUCAACGUGAUGUUCGGACUUCAGAUUGAGUUCACCACACUGAAGGGAUUUAUGGGUAAUGAAUACAAGGUGUCUCGCUGUCAGCUGGUCACCUCUGCAACUGAACUCUUUCUCCACAGCGGGAGCAUUGAGGGCGCUCUGAAGAUGCUCAGAGCUGAUAAGUGGUUCGUGACCUCAAAGGUGUGGCCUUGUGACCCGGCUGACAUUGACUGUCGAAAGCGUGUCCUGACUCUCUUAGCUGGGAGAACGUCUCACAGAGAUACGUUUGACAUACUUGCCAACUUGCCAGGACUCAGACAACCUAUAAAUGGUGUGCAGGUAGAUGAGUAUACUGAAAUGUUCAACGCUCAUCUGCAUCUGUGCGUGAUGAAGCAGACAUUACCGGUUGCUUCGGAUAUUCUUGAGUUUAUGUUAGCACAGGGCAUGGUUCCUGAAACCGCUCGGCUACAGAACCUCAUCCACAAACUGGGCAAGCAGAACAACUGGAGCCGCGCCAGAACUCUCUUCAAUCGUGCUCGGUCAGCUGGCUAUUACUCUGCGGUGGUGUGCGAACAAGACUCUUUGUUUCUGCCUUGUAGUCUCACUGAGAUUGAGAUGACGUUGGCCUUCGAAAUGUUCAUCACAUCUGUUAAAGCAUACCUUAAGGCCCCCACUGGACCCUCCCAGCCCAUAAUCAUCACACUCAGACGGCAGGGCGAGGUCGAGGAUGUAACCGAGAGCAUGUACCUGGCAGCUGGCUGUCGACUCCUCUCUGCUGCGCUCAUUCCGAACCCCAAACUGAGCAUACGCUACACAGCUGUCAAUCAAACACAGGAACAGUUGUUUAUUCUGGACCGUGGCUCCGCCCACAAAUGGCUUACUCAAAACGAGCAGUGGGCGCUAGAGAUGUGGGGUCCUUAAUAUUUAAAAGACUAAAAAAGGAUUGAAAGAAGAUCAACUUCAGAUUACCUGAAACAACAAACUUUAUUCUUGUAGAAUGGAGAAUUAAUAAAAUGCAUAAAUAACGGCCACAAAUGCUUUGUAAAGAUCUUCUCUUAAAUACUUUGUGCCGCAUCUGUAAAUAUUUCCUUUUUUUGUGCAGUGUCAUUUUUGUGGAAGUACCAAGUUAGUGUAGCUGUUUCCAAUUCUCAGGCAAAAACAGUGUGAAACUUUCUGUUACUAACAUGUGAAAAUCCUUCAGCGCAGUGGUUCUCAAAGCACUUAAAUACAUGUCAUCAUUCGGUACAGGUUUGUCUGGGUUGUAAAGUGAUGUACACAUUUCAGUUUGUUCUGUUUAAAAAAAUAAAUAGAAAAUUAUUCGAUCUAA